AUGGCUAGAGGACCAAAGAAGCAUUUAAAGAGAUUGGCAGCUCCACACCACUGGUUGUUGGACAAGUUGUCUGGAUGUUACGCUCCAAGACCAUCCCAGGGUCCACACAAGUUGCGUGAAUCAUUGCCAUUGAUUGUUUUCUUGAGAAACAGAUUAAAGUACGCUUUGAAUGGCCGUGAAGUCAAGGCUAUUUUGAUGCAACGUCACGUCAAGGUUGACGGCAAGGUCAGAACUGACACCACUUAUCCAACUGGUUUUAUGGAUGUUAUCAGCUUAGAGGCUACCAACGAGAAUUUUAGAUUGGUCUAUGAUGUUAAAGGUAGAUUUGCUGUCCACCGUAUCACCGAUGAAGAAGCUGCUUACAAGUUGGGAAAGGUCAAGAAGGUUCAGUUAGGUAAUAAGGGUGUUCCAUACGUUGUUACUCACGACGGUAGAACUAUCAGAUACCCAGAUCCAAAUGUCAAGGUCAAUGACACUGUUAAGGUCGAUUUGGCCACUGGUAAGAUCACUGAUUUCAUUAAGUUCGACACUGGUAAGUUGGUUUAUGUUACUGGUGGUCGUAACUUGGGUCGUAUUGGUGUUAUUACCCAUAGAGAAAGACACGAAGGUGGUUUUGACUUGGUCCACAUCAAGGACUCCUUGGAGAACACUUUUGUUACCAGAUUGAACAACGUUUUUGUCAUUGGUGAGCAAGGUAGACCAUGGAUCUCUUUGCCAAAGGGUAAGGGUAUCAAGCUCUCUAUUGCUGAAGAGCGUGAUCGUAGAAGAGCUCAACAAGGCUUGUAA
This is a messenger RNA of Eremothecium cymbalariae DBVPG#7215, 786 nucleotides long. It is a transcript of the gene RPS4B, whose product is annotated as 40S ribosomal protein eS4. The coding region runs from base 1 to 786 and encodes 261 amino acids. Gene Ontology annotation, molecular function: RNA binding; structural constituent of ribosome. Gene Ontology annotation, cellular component: cytosolic small ribosomal subunit; ribosome. Gene Ontology annotation, biological process: translation. The transcript is spliced from 2 exons. NCBI's taxonomy places the organism in Eukaryota, Fungi, Ascomycota, Saccharomycetes, Saccharomycetales, Saccharomycetaceae. The record is from RefSeq and is a predicted model, not a curated record.